AUGGCGAUCGAGCGGCGCCUGGACACGGUUCGGUCAAUAUGCCACCACUCCCACAAGCGCCUGGCAGCAUGCUUCCAGGGCCACGGCCCCGACGUGGAGAAGAGAUACAAAAAACUCCCUCUGACCGCUCUUGCUCAGAACAUGCAAGAAGCAUCGACUCAGCUGGAAGACUCCCUGCUGGGGAAGAUUCUGGAGACGUGUGGCAAUGCUGAGAACCAGCUGGCUCUAGAACUUUCUCAGCACGAGGUCUUUGUUGAGGGAGAGAUUGUGGAUCCUCUCUGCAGCAUCGCAGAGUUGGAGAUUCCCAACAUCCAAAAACAGAGGAAGCAGCUCGCUAAAUUGGUGUUAGACUGGGAUUCGGUCAGAGCCAGGUGGAACCAAGCUCACAAAUCUUCAGGAACCAACUUCCAGGGGCUUCCUUCAAAAAUAGAUACCCUAAAGGAAGAGAUGGAUGAAGCUGGAAAUAAAGUGGAGCAGUGCAAGGACCAGCUUGCAGCGGACAUGUACAACUUUAUGGCCAAAGAAGGGGAGUAUGGCAAAUUCUUCAUUACGUUAUUAGAAGCCCAAGCAGAUUACCAUAGAAAAGCAUUAGCAGUCUUAGAAAAGGCCCUUCCCGAAAUGCGAGCCCAUCAAGAUAAGUGGGCGGAAAAGCCAGCCUUUGGGACUCCUUUGCAAGAGCACCUGAAGCGGAGCGGGCGUGAGAUCGCAUUGCCCAUCGAGGCCUGUGUCAUGCUGCUUCUGGAGACAGGCAUGAAGGAGGAGGGCCUUUUCCGAAUUGGAGCUGGGGCCUCCAAGUUAAAGAAACUGAAAGCUGCUUUAGACUGCUCCACUUCUCAUCUGGAUGAGUUCUACUCAGACCCCCACGCUGUAGCAGGUGCUUUAAAGUCCUAUUUACGGGAAUUACCUGAACCUUUGAUGACCUUCAGUCUGUAUGAAGAAUGGACCCAAGUGGCAAGUGUGCAGGAUCAAGACAAAAAACUUCAAGAUUUAUGGAGAACAUGUCAGAAGUUGCCACCACAAAAUUUUGUUAACUUCAGGUAUUUAAUCAAGUUCCUUGCAAAGCUUGCCCAGACCAGCGACAUUAAUAAAAUGACUCCCAGCAACAUUGCAAUUGUGUUAGGCCCUAACUUACUAUGGGCCAAAAACGAAGGGUCGCUAGCUGAAAUGGCAGCGGCCACAUCUGUCCACGUGGUUGCGGUCAUUGAGCCCAUCAUUCAGCACGCCGACUGGUUCUUCCCUGAAGAGGUGGAAUUUAACGUCUCAGAAGCAUUCGUGCCUCUCGUCACCCCAAAUUCCAAUCACUCAUCUCACACUGGAAAUGACUCUGACUCAGGGACCCUCGAGAGGAAACGACCUGCCAGCAUGGCAAUAAUGGAAGGGGACUUGGUGAAGAAGGAGAGCUUUGGUGUGAAGCUUAUGGACUUCCAGGCCCACCGGCGAGGUGGCACUCUAAAUAGAAAGCACAUAGCCCCAGCUUUCCAGCCGCCACUCCCACCCACAGAUGGCGGCACCUUGGCUCCUGCGGGCCCAGAGCCCCCUCCCCAGAGCUCUAGGGCUGAAAGCAGCACAGGGGGUGGGGCUGUCCCCUCCUCUGCGGGCAUACUGGAGCAGGGGCCAAGCCUGGGCGACAGUCCGCCGAAACCCAAGGACUCUGCCCCUGCCCCCGCACCCACCCCGGGGAGAAGCAACAGUCAGAUGGCCGCUGGCCCGAACCAGGCCCAGGCAGCGGCUGGCUCCCAUCAGCUCUCAGUCGGCCCAGGGCACAAUUCCGCCGGCCCCAGCCCGCACACUCUGCGCCGAGGAAUCUGGCAGGCCAAGCCCUCCCUCCGUUUCGAAAGCACCACAGCCUCCGUAGUAGCCAAGCUUUAUGGGUCCGCAACCCUCAAGAUGGUGGUCAGGGCUUUCUGGGUCCUGACACUGACAUGUGAUCCAAAUCGUCCCCACCUAUACCCCUGCAAGCCCUCCACCCGGCAGUUAGGGGGACUGUUUGAAAACACAGCGGAUUGUGUCAUCUCUCAGUUGAAAGGCUCCAGCGGCUUCUGUGCCGCGCCGCCCCCGGGGCACACCAAACCCGGCGGCGGCCAGGGCCCGACCGCCCCCACGGCACCGGCCGGCGAGCAGGGACUGGAGCAGCCACCUCACACCCCUCCCCAGACUCCGACGCCCCCCAGUACUCCGCCUUUAGGAAAACAGAACCCCGGCCCGCCCGCUUCUCAGACCGCGGCGGGGACUAACCCUGAGACUGCGCAGCCACACGCCGGAACCUUACCGAGACCGAGACCAGUACCAAAGCCCAGGAACCGGCCCAGCAUGCCUCCGCCCCCACAUCCCCCUGGCGCCCACUCCGCAGGGGACGGCACCCUCAGCAACGCAGCUGCCACUGCCUCCAAAAUAGUAACGGACACCAGUUCUAGAGUUUCAGAACCGCUUCGCAGCACCUUUCCUGACACGCAUUCAGACUCCGCAAGCAGAGACGUGCCCGGGCGCAUUCUGUUGGACAUAGACAACGACACGGAAAGCACCGCCCUGUGA
Molecule: messenger RNA, 2532 nt
Organism: Puma concolor (puma)
Lineage: Eukaryota; Metazoa; Chordata; Mammalia; Carnivora; Felidae
Source: RefSeq, a predicted model, not a curated record